GUAAACGCUGCGUAUGAAUGUCUUGCUUUCACUGAGUUGGAAAGGAGUUUCGCUGAAUUGUGAGUGAUUUUUAAACACCUCACUUUAGACUUUAAUGCGUUGUGAGCAGAAAUAUAGAGGCGGUUGGUGUGUGGAAGACUUCCAGGAGGAAGGUGAACCAUAGCGUCAAUUGAAUUUGUUUCGGUGAAGCAGCAGGCAGCCCGGCUUUCCCUCGAAAUCAGGAAACCUGAAGUUACUCUUAUUAAAAGCACCUUUAGUGAGGAAACAAAUGGAUGAAGAACCCGAACGGACCAAACGGUGGGAAGGUGGCUAUGAAAGAACAUGGGAGGUGCUCAAAGAAGAUGAGUCUGGGUCACUUAAGGCGACAGUAGAGGACAUCCUGUUCAAGGACAAGAGGAAGAGAGUGUUUGAGAACUAUGGACAAGUACGACUGGGAAUGAUGCGCCACUUAUUUGUGGUGAUUGACACCUCCAGGACAAUGGAAGACCAAGACCUUAAGCCUAAUAGACUGACAUCAACUCUUAAGUUGAUGGAAUACUUUGUGGAUGAGUACUUUGACCAGAACCCCAUCAGUCAGAUAGGGAUCAUCAUCACCAAGAACAAGAGAGCAGAGAAACUUACAGACCUAGCUGGAAACCCUCAGAAGCACAUUAGUGCCCUCAAGAAAGCUGUGGACACAACUUGUGCCGGGGAGCCCUCGUUGUACAACUCUCUGAACCUGGCCAUGCACACACUCAAACACAUGCCUGGUCAUACCAGCCGGGAGGUCCUUGUGAUUUUCAGCAGCCUUACCACCUGUGAUCCUUCCAACAUCUAUGACUUAAUUAAGACUCUGAAGGGGCUGAAGAUUCGAGUGUCUGUGAUUGGGCUGUCAGCAGAGGUGCGAGUGUGUACCAUCCUGACACGAGAGACGGGCGGAACUUACCACGUCAUUCUGGACGAGACGCAUUUCCGUGAGCUGCUGACAUUCCAUGUUAAGCCUCCUCCCGCGAGCUCCUCUUCAGAGUGUUCCCUCAUUCGCAUGGGAUUCCCUCAACACGCCAUUGCCUCAGUGUCUGAUCAGGACUCUAAGCCUUCCUUUAGCAUGUCACACUUGGACAACAGUAGUGGUCCUGGUUUGACCCUCGGAGGAUACUACUGCCCGCAGUGUCGAGCCAAGUACACAGAGCUUCCAGUGGAGUGCAAAGUGUGCGGCCUCACGCUAGUUUCAGCUCCUCACUUGGCCAGGUCGUUCCAUCACCUCUUCCCCAUGGAUGCCUUUCAGGAGAUGCCACUGGAGGAGUUUGAAGGAGAGCGGUUUUGUGAAGCUUGUCAAGGGGAACUCAAAGACAAAAGUGUCUUCAUCUGCUCGGUGUGCAGCAGUGCAUUCUGUGUGGAGUGUGACCUCUUCAUCCAUGACACGCUGCACUGCUGUCCCUCAUGCAUACAUAGCCAAAGUACUUCCUGAGAGCUGGAAGAAAAACUUCUGUCCUUAAACAAGUUGGACUUUCAAGCCAGGCAUGUGACAUGGCUCAGAAAAGUGGUCCCAUCAACAUGGUUGACUGACUGAGGACAGGAAGAACUGAGAUACUGUACUCGUCAUGCUUUCUCAGCCAUCAGAGUAGCGCACUGCCUUUUUCCCUAUAAAUACCUCUUCAUUCAGUUUAUUUUUCAUCCAGAAUGACCAUUCCUUUUCUAUAUUUGUUUGUAUGGUCGUGUGCUCUCUUAGUAUGGCAAGAGGAGAGAUGUAGGAAAAGUGAAGCAGUGCUGAGUGAAACUGUCACCACUCUCGCAACUAUUUCACCUUGUUUAAAAAUACAUGCAAGAAGAAAGUCGUGCAGAAAGUCUCCCAUAAUUAAUUUUAUCAUAUUUAAAACAAAUUCAGAGUACAAUACAAAUGUACAAUUUCUAAAAUCCAGAAUUUGCAAAAAAAAAAAAAAAUCCUCACAACUACUUAAGUGUUCUUGACCCCAUGGUGCUAAGUUCCAAACCUGGAACUACAUUUGUAUAAUAAAUAGGUAGCCAUUAGUAACCAAUAGUAACCAUUUUGUAUGCCUGUUUUGUAAGGCACACACACAUGCACCUAUAAUUUUACACUAAUGCAUCUUAGUUUGCUUUUUAAAACUGUAUUAUACUUCCAUAGUACUGUAUUGAUAAUGUCCAGUGUUUAAGAAAUGUUCAUCAUGAAGUGGAGCACCUCUAGCCACCUUAUUCUGUUAAGAAUGAUGAGAUCAUAAAAAAGGCCAGAUCAAUUAACCCCUUGUGUUAUUGCUAAUGGAGACUGUCUUGGAAAAGUUGUAUUCUUUUAGGUAAUACGUGAGGGGCCACUGUGGUAACCUUUGUAUUUGAAAAGUAGCACUAUUCAAUUGUAAAUACAUUGAACACACAAUGUUUUGGUGAACAAAAACAAUUUUGACAGAAGAAUACAUUUUACAGCUUUUUGCCAUUCUGUAUGGUUUCUAAGUGACAUUUUUUCAAAUUCAUGUAUCUGAUGCUUUUCUCCAAAGUAACUUGCAG
This is a messenger RNA of Scleropages formosus (Asian bonytongue), 2496 nucleotides long. It is a transcript of the gene gtf2h2, whose product is annotated as general transcription factor IIH, polypeptide 2. The transcript is spliced from 17 exons. Lineage: Eukaryota; Metazoa; Chordata; Actinopteri; Osteoglossiformes; Osteoglossidae. Gene Ontology annotation, biological process: regulation of transcription by RNA polymerase II; DNA-templated transcription; nucleotide-excision repair. The coding region runs from base 269 to 1447 and encodes 392 amino acids. Gene Ontology annotation, molecular function: zinc ion binding. The record is from RefSeq and is a predicted model, not a curated record. Gene Ontology annotation, cellular component: transcription factor TFIIH core complex; transcription factor TFIIH holo complex.